Molecule: messenger RNA, 702 nt
Organism: Gloeophyllum trabeum ATCC 11539
Lineage: Eukaryota; Fungi; Basidiomycota; Agaricomycetes; Gloeophyllales; Gloeophyllaceae
Exons: 1
Source: RefSeq, a predicted model, not a curated record
ACAAUGUCGGACACUCUACCCUCUCGCUACGACAAGCAUGCACCUCGCUUCGAUCCGGAACAGCCGCGGACCCUACUUCGCUAUUUCGAGGACCUGGCGGACUUAUUUGCCGCUCAUCCAAAUGCGGUCCCGAAUGAAGCAACGAAAAAGGCGGUAGUGGUGAAAUAUGUGCCUAUGUAUGAGGAGGAGCUAUGGAAAGGCGUCCCGGAAUUUUCGGACGACUCCAAGACCUUUGAGGAUUUUAAGGGAGCAGUCUUGGCGUUAUACCCAGCUGUUAAGGAGGACCAGAGAUAUAGCGUCGGGGAUAUGGACCGACUAGUGGGGGAAAGGCAACGAGUGGGCAUCCACAAUUUGGCGGACCUGGCAGCAUUUCAUCGCGACUUCCUACUUAUCACUCGAUACCUGCGCAAGAACGACAUCAUUUCCGUUCGAGAGCAGGGGAGGGCAUUCCAGCGAGGGUUUCAGCCGGAGUUGUGGAACAAAAUAUUCGGGCGACUCCAGAUCAAGGACGUAGACCACCAACCAGACACUCCAUAUGGCGUGGACGAGGUUUACAAGGCGGCGGAGUUUAUUCUUCAUGGAACGUCGGCCAUAGGAACCACAGAGAAGCAUGCGGAGCCAUCUCGGAGUGCUCCGAGCGCACCGGUGGUGAAGACGGAGGACCUAUCAUCAUUGGUGGAGGUCAUCACAAAAUCCAUCAGU